CGCGCUGCUCCCCUCAUCGGCAUGAGACCGGGAAGGGUUUUUUUCUCUUAGGAAAAUAAUGUAUUGUUUCAUUUGCGUUCACUCUGAGGAACAGCUAUAAAUAUAACUUAGGGAGAGAUGUGUGGCUUCGUGUGACUGUGCCAGUGAAUAAUAAAGUUGCCUGUGUGCACGGCAUAUGCACGUACAGCUACCGGGGUGGCCGUGGGCCGAGGGGCAGGGGUGGGCACCUGCCUGUAAACCUCCGCAACUUCCCUCCCCGCCCCUUGCCACCCUGACUUUGGUCGCUUUCAAGUAGCUUCUUCAUUUUUACAGCUCCCCAUGUUUCCUUAGUGUCUUCUUGCUCUGGGCUGGGUCUUGCUCAGCUUUUUCCCCUGCUCCAUGUGGGCAAUCGUCCCAGACAGUUUACAGGGAAGAAUGCAGCUGGAGAUCCGUUUUCCAAGCACUCGGGUGCAAAUGGGACUGAAGGGGAUGUGUUGGUUCUCCUACUGCCUGUGGAGCUUUUCGGGCUCCAGACCUGCCCCUCCCUCCCUUGCCUUCCACCUUUCCUACUCCCAGCAUGGCUGAUCCUGCUGCUGGUGGUCCAACAUCCUCCAGAUAGCUGCAAAGGGUCUUCUGCAUACUGGGUUUGGGUGAAAGGAGUUCAAGAGGAAGCCAUGAGCAAACUGCCAGAGAAACUCUGCCUUUGCUCCCUGUUAGCAAGGUCAGCAUCCCCACCAGGGCACGAAUGGGCAGGCAGGUUUAUGUGGUGCUGGCAGGGUCCUUCGGAUAUUCCUGGUGCCACCUUCAGCCCGCAGGGCCCUCUCUUCUGGGCCAAACACCUGGAGUCAAGCAAAUCCCUCUGCCAAGAACCUGGAGAUCCUGUCCCCACUGCCCCAUCUGGACUCCAUCCAUGGCAAAGUGAACAGAGGAUCUGAGGCCUCUACCUUUUCCCAUUCCUCUUUGUGGGGGGUUGUACUGUGAAGGGCAAACAGUGACAGCACACACGGGGGAUGCAUGGUGAAGGUGAUGUGGCUCCAAGACUACCCUCUACCCCUGCUCUGUGCUCUCCUUGGCUUCUCAGGAGGAGGCAUCCACAGGGGGUGGGAGGUGUGGAGAUGAGCUUAGGGUCUGGGGCCACCCAGAGCCUGGGAGACGACAGGUGGGUGCAUGGGGAACACAUCUUGAUGGAGACAUGCAAAUACACCCCUUCUCCAUUCACCAUCAGAAGUGGCACGCACAGAAACCUGAGACACCCUGGCAUGUGACUACCCCUGUUUGUGGCCACUGACAAUAAUAAUAAGUACAGGGGAAAUAUGUGCCUUAGGAUGGAAACAUGAGUCUGGUGGGGACAGGGGGUGGUGGGGAAGAGGAGGGAUGGUGAGGAAUGACCACAGACAGGAGUAGCUGGAGAGGGCUGGUCCGGAGGGAAGUGGGGCUCCCACUGCUCCACCUUUCUCCUCUUCCAUCUCUCCUCCCAUUCGGGUGCCAAGAUCAAGUGCCCCAAUGUGUGGUGCUGACAGGGGACUGGCAGUGGUCCUUGCCCCUUGCAGCCCCCCACCGUGAUUUUCAAGGAAAGCCAGAAAGUGAGGAGGUGGCUGGGGAAGGAUGGAGUUGUCUGGCAGGAUGGAUCCUCACUGGUCCCUCUGGCCACUUGGCCACCUCAAGCUCAGCUACUGGCCACCACCCUGGGAACGGCUGCAUUUCUGGGGUGGUAUCACUGAUGGGAGGGUGGCAGCAAUGGGGAGGAGGACAUGGUGAUGGAUACCUGUGCCCGCCGUGUGCUGACAUCAGUGCAGACCAUAAGCAGAGCAGUUAAUGGCAAUCUGCCCUCAGCAUGUUCCCCUGUCCUGUCUCAUUAUUGCACUAGGUUGGCUUAACCCGACAGUGCAGCCAGGAAUCAAUAGAUGGAUGCUGGCGUCUUAGCAAUCGAUCCCUUACUCAUACACGCGGCUCCCAGCCUCCCGCUGGCGCUCGUUUUUCUGUGAAUGGCAAGGACUGAGCGAAGCUGUCUGCGCUUGCCUCGCAGCACUGCGAAACUGAGUCAGGCUAAAUUCAUGCUCCUUCACAGCACUGCCUCUGUGCCCCAGGGUGGAGGGGCCUCACAUGGAGCCCCGGGAGGCACCGGCGCUGGUUUUCCUCCCCAAACAAGGUGUGUGCCAGGAGCACUUGCAAUGGCAGUGCCAGUCCCAGCUCACCAGAGGUGAAACCCGGAGCCACCUCAUCCCAUGUGACUGCUGCUGCAUGAGUUCCUGUGCCAUUCCAGCUCCCGUGGCCCCCUGACAUCUGAUGAUACAGUGAGCCAUGGGCAGCGUCCGAGUCAACAGAUACAGCAUCGUCUCAACUGAAGAGGAUGGACACAAGGUCUCUGCACUGGGCAGCAUCAACGGGCACAGCCGGAAUGGGAAGGGCCACGCUCCCCAGCGGAAGCACCGCAACCGUUUUGUGAAGAAGAAUGGCCAGUGCAACGUCUACUUUGCCAACCUGAGCAACAAGUCUCAGCGCUACAUGGCCGACAUCUUCACCACCUGUGUGGACACACGCUGGCGGUACAUGCUCAUGAUCUUCUCGGCUGCCUUCCUGGUCUCCUGGCUCUUCUUUGGCUUCCUCUUCUGGUGCAUCGCUUUCUUCCAUGGUGACCUCAAUGCACCAUCUGUGGGAGGUGGUCCCUCUCUCCUAAAGCCCUGCAUCAUGCACGUGAACAGCUUCCUGGGGGCUUUUCUUUUCUCGGUGGAGACACAGACAACCAUUGGGUAUGGCUUCCGCUGCGUGACUGAGGAGUGCCCGCUGGCUAUCAUGGCAGUUGUGGUCCAGUCCAUCGUGGGCUGUGUUAUCGACUCCUUCAUGAUUGGCACUAUCAUGGCCAAGAUGGCAAGGCCCAAGAAGCGGGCCCAGACCCUUCUCUUCAGUCAUCAUGCAGUCAUCUCCGUGCGAGAUGGCAAACUGUGCCUCAUGUGGAGGGUGGGCAACCUGAGGAGGAGUCACAUCGUGGAGGCCCAUGUCCGAGCCCAGCUCAUCAAGCCCUACAUGACAGAGGAAGGGGAAUACCUCCCCCUGGACCAGCGGGACCUAAAUGUGGGCUAUGAUGUGGGUCUUGAUCGUAUAUUUUUGGUCUCACCCAUUAUUAUCGUUCACGAGAUUGAUGAGGAGAGCCCACUCUAUGGGAUUGGCAAGGAGGAGCUGGAGACAGAGAACUUUGAGAUUGUGGUUAUUCUGGAGGGGAUGGUGGAAGCCACAGCCAUGACCACACAGGCACGAAGCUCUUAUCUUGCUAGUGAAAUCCUUUGGGGUCAUCGUUUUGAACCAGUUGUGUUUGAGGAGAAGAACCACUACAAAGUGGAUUAUUCACGCUUUCACAAGACCUAUGAGGUAGCUGGCACACCUCGCUGCUCAGCCCGGGAGCUACAAGAAAGUAAGAUGACUAUCCUACCUUCUCCCCCACCUCCCAGUGCCUUUUGCUAUGAGAAUGAGCUGGCACUUGUCAGUCAAGAUGAAGAUGAAGAUGAUGACGAAGUGGGUGUGGUGUUAGGGAGCAGCACCAAGGAGGAGGGAGGUAUCAUCCAGAUGAUGGAUUUUGGAAGCCACCUGGACCUGGAGCGGCUCCAGGCAACUCUGCCUCUAGAUACAAUCUCAUACCGCAGGGAGUCAGCCAUCUAAUUCCUCCAGUCUCCCCAUUCCAUUCCUAUUGCCCACAGUCUCCUCCGUUCUGCACCCGUACACUGGAUAAGUUCCUUGACCACCAAACGAUGUCUCCCAUGACUGCCUCUCAGCCCCUGAGUACAUCGAGGCCUGGAGCUGCUCUGAUAUACUCCCUUUCCUAUGAAGUCAUACUGCUUGGAAGAGGAGUGAGGAUACACUACUCUUCCCAGGUAUGCAGUUUAUACUAGGAUCCCUUUCCUGCCCAGAGACAGGAGAGCAGCAGGCCUGAUUUCUUGUCUCUGGAGAGGUGACAGGAGUCCCUGCCUUCAAAGGACAGACUGGGACCUGCAGCAAGUGCAUCUGCUGCUGAAGCAACAGCAGACUUUCUGUCCCCUCUCAGUACGGGUAGGCCCAAUGGCUGUCAGGGGUCAUGGCCAUCUCUAGGAGAGGAGCAAUUCCUAAGCACUGACCAGAUGAGGAUGGAAGGGAGAGUUCAGGACUCCUGGAGGGAGUGGGGAAGGAUCUCAAGGGACAAGUUUACUUGCAUGUUUGUUGCUUGUUGCACACGACUGUCUCUUUGUAUAUAAAACAGAAGAAGAAAUGAAAUCCGUAUUCUUCCACUGCAAAUGUGAAGGUAGGAGACAAGGACAUACUACAUAGCCUACUCUUGGCUUUUGGUAUCUGCCACCUCCAGAAGCAGCUCAGCUCCACGGACUCAGACCCAGUUCUCCCGGUCCUCUUGAAAAACACAUCCUGCUCCUCUCCUGAAACGCCUGGUGGAGGAGGCAGGGCCCAGUUCUUGCCACACUCAGACUGCUCCCUGGCAUGGCACAGCUAGGAUGACAGACAAAUGACCUGACUGAACAGCAGACCCUCCACUUGCUCCUUUCACCUCCUUCAUUCUUCUCCCUGCUGCCAUCAGCUGUAAAACUGAAUUUGUAACUAUUUAUUUUUAAUAAAGUCUAAUAUCCCAAGGGGAGGUUUGGAAGCAAAGGACAAAC
Molecule: messenger RNA, 4616 nt
Organism: Pipra filicauda (Wire-tailed manakin)
Lineage: Eukaryota; Metazoa; Chordata; Aves; Passeriformes; Pipridae
Gene: KCNJ4
Product: potassium inwardly rectifying channel subfamily J member 4
Exons: 3
Coding region: 2281-3633 (450 amino acids)
Biological process (GO): regulation of monoatomic ion transmembrane transport; potassium ion import across plasma membrane
Cellular component (GO): plasma membrane
Molecular function (GO): inward rectifier potassium channel activity
Source: RefSeq, a predicted model, not a curated record